This is a messenger RNA of Mesorhabditis spiculigera, 264 nucleotides long. The record is from the annotation of a GenBank genome assembly. NCBI's taxonomy places the organism in Eukaryota, Metazoa, Nematoda, Chromadorea, Rhabditida, Rhabditidae.
AUGAGCGACAGCAAGCAGUGCAACAAGCGGGAUUGUGACCAUAGCCCUUGCGGCCAAGAACCGUGCCAGAAAGAAGAAGUGUUAGGCACGAAACCGGGAGCCGUAUAUGGUUGGUUGAUCACGGAUAGUGAUGAGCAGCCGAUUAGAUUACAGAUUGGCCGAGAUAAAGUCACUGGAGACGAGGUGGCGAUGGACACCGCCGGAAAUUGCCACAACGCACGAACCGGCGAAUGUGUGCCGAAGGAGAAUAUUUGUGAUUAUUCC